Momordica charantia (bitter melon) is the source of this 3569-nucleotide messenger RNA. The record is from RefSeq and is a predicted model, not a curated record. Lineage: Eukaryota; Viridiplantae; Streptophyta; Magnoliopsida; Cucurbitales; Cucurbitaceae.
AGAAUGAAGUCUUCGCAGCGAAAUCGGUCAAAUCCAUUUUCCUCUUGAGGUUUCUUCCAUCAUCGUUCCAAUCAAAUUUGUCUGAAAAACUUUGCUCGAUCACUGAUUACGCACCAAAAUUUCCGAUUCAACACUCUCCUUCUCUCUCUCUUGCUAUUGGGUUUCUCUGUUCCUACUCUUGGAUUAGGCUAUUGAAGGGGGGAAGAAGAAAUGGCGGUUGUGAAGGAACAGGUGACUCAUGAGAUAGUGAAACCCCGUACAGACAAAAGAGAGUACCGGAGAAUCGUCCUCAGGAACUCUCUUGAGGUCCUGCUCGUCAGUGACCCUGAUACCGAUAAGAGUGCUGCUUCCAUGACCGUGAACGUUGGGUCCUUCAGCGACCCCAAAGGCUUAGAGGGUUUAGCCCAUUUUCUUGAGCAUAUGCUGUUUUAUGCAAGUGAAAAGUAUCCAUUAGAGGAUAGUUAUUCGAAAUAUAUCACAGAGCAUGGAGGUAGCAUGAAUGCCUUUACGGCAUCUGAGCAGACAAAUUAUUAUUUUGAGGUCAAUGCUGAUUGUUUUGAGGAGGCCUUGGAUAGAUUUGCUCAAUUUUUCAUCAAGCCUUUGAUGUCUCCCGAUGCUACAAUGAGAGAAAUCAAAGCUGUUGAUUCUGAGAAUCAAAAGAAUUUGUUAUCUGAUGGUUGGAGAAUGCACCAGCUUCAGAGACAUAUAAGUUCUGAAAGUCAUCCAUACCAUAAAUUCAGCACAGGGAAUUGGGACACUUUGGAGGUUCAACCAAAAGCUAAAGGGCUUGAUACAAGACAUGAACUUAUAAGAUUCCAUGAAAAAAAUUAUUCAUCCAAUAUCAUGCAUCUGGUUGUAUAUGCAAAGGAAAACCUAGAUAAAGUACAAAGCCUUGUGGAAAACAUAUUUCAAGAUAUUCCAAACCAUAACUGCAAUUGUGCUCAUUUUCCUGGUCAGCCAUGCACGUCAGAACAUCUCAAGGUUCUUGUUAGAGCCAUCCCAAUUAAACAAGGUCAUAAAUUGAGAAUUGUUUGGCCAAUAACUCCUGAGAUUCAUCAUUAUAAGGAAGGACCAUGCCGAUAUCUAGGUCAUCUUAUUGGCCAUGAAGGAGAAGGAUCCUUGUAUUAUGUUCUGAAAACAUUGGGGUGGGCAACAGGGCUCUCUGCUGGUGAAUCUGAUUCUACCACGAACUUUUCCUUUUUCAAAGUAAUAAUUGAUCUUACUGAUGCUGGUCAAGAGCACAUGCAGGAUAUUGUUGGGCUACUCUUUAAAUACAUUGACCUUUUGAAGCAAUCUGGUAUAUGCAAAUGGAUAUUUGAUGAGCUUUCAGCUAUUUGUGAGACGAAGUUCCAUUAUCAAGACAAAAUUCGUCCAAUUGACUAUGUAGUCAAUCUUUCAUUAAAUAUGCAGUUGUAUCCUCCGGAAGAUUGGUUAGUUGGUUCGUCUUUGCCUUCAAAAUUCAAUCCAAACUUAAUAGGAACAGUUCUGGAUCAGCUUUCUGUAGAAAAUUUCCGCAUCUUUUGGGAGUCAAAGAAAUUCGAAGGCCAGACUGAUAAGGUUGAGCCGUGGUAUGGAACUACUUACUCCAUUGAGAAUAUUUCUGGCACUUUGAUUCAGGAAUGGAUGCUAUCUGCUCCUGACGUAAAAUUGCAUCUACCAGCUCCUAAUAUUUUCAUCCCUACCGAUUUAUCACUUAAGGAUGCACAUGAAAAGGUUGAGUUUCCAGUUCUGCUAAGAAAAUCAUCAUAUUCAACAUUAUGGUACAAACCUGACACAAUGUUCUUCACGCCCAAGGCAUAUGUUAAGAUUGAUUUUAGAUGUCCUCAUGCUGGCAUCUCACCUGAAGCAGAAGUCCUAACGGAUAUUUUCACGAGGUUAUUGAUGGAUUAUUUGAAUGAAUACGCUUAUAGUGCUCAGGUUGCUGGACUAUAUUAUGGCAUAAACCCUACAGAGGCUGGUUUCCAGGUGACUCUGAUCGGUUAUAACCACAAAUUAAGGGUUCUACUGGAAACUGUAGUUGAAAAAAUUGCAAGAUUCAAUGUGAAACCUGAUAGAUUUCUCGUCAUCAAGGAAACUGUGAUGAAGGAGUACCAAAAUUUCAAGUUUCAACAGCCAUAUCAGCAGGCUAUGUACUAUUGUUCAUUAAUACUUCAAGAUCACACAUGGCCAUUGAUGGAGGAACUUGCAAUCCUUCCACAUUUGGGGGCUGAAGAUCUAGUUAAAUUUGCUCCAACUUUGCUCUCAAGUGCUUGCUUGGAAUGUUACAUUGCAGGAAACAUUGAAAGGAAUGAAUCUGAAUCAAUGAUCGAACACAUUGAAGAUAUAUUUUUCAAGGGGCCAAAUCCAAUAUCACGACCAUUAUAUCCAUCGCAGCAUCCAACAAAUAGAGUUGUGAAGCUUGCGAGGGGCAUUGGUUAUUUCUAUUCCGCAGAGGGUCUUAACCCAAAUGAUGAAAAUUCGGCUCUUGUCCACUAUAUCCAGGUGCAUCGAGAUGACUUUCUACAGAAUGUGAAGCUUCAGCUUUUUGCUCUUGUGGCAAAACAAUCAGCUUUUCAUCAGCUUAGAACUGUUGAACAACUUGGCUAUAUUACUUUUCUAAUGCAAAGGAAUGACUCUGGUAUCCGYGGACUUCAAUUUAUUAUCCAAUCCACUGCGAAGGGUCCUCGAAAUAUUGAUUUGAGAGUUGAAGCCUUCCUAGAGAUGUUUGAGAGUAAGCUAGUUGACAUGACCAUUGAUGAAUUCAAGAGCAAUGUAAAUGCUCUAAUAGAUAUGAAGCUUGAGAAAUUCAAGAACUUGAGGGAAGAAUCUGGAUUUUAUUGGCGGGAGAUUUCUGAUGGGACGUUGAAAUUCGAUAGGAGAGAAUCAGAGGUUGCAACAUUAAGGACACUCGCACAUCAGGAAUUGAUCAACUUUUUCAAUGAACACAUAAAAGUUGGUGCACCUCAUAAGAAGGCUCUAAGUGUUCGGGUUUACGGAAAUCUUCAUUCUUCAGAGUAUUCUUCGGAUUUAAGUCAACCACUUCAACCUGACACAGUAAAAAUAGAUGAUAUUUUCAGUUUCAGAAGAUCACAGCCACUUUAUGGUUCCUUCAAAGGAGCAUUUGGUCAUGUGAAGUUGUAGUUGCUUUGAACUCUCUAGUCUUUUAAGCAUUUCCAUAUAGGAUUUUUCAACUCAACUCAAUCCUUAACCAAGAGGGGUUUUGGAUGUGAAAUUUGUGGAGAUGUGGAGAGCCCUUAUUAAGUGAAUGAGCUGAACCAAUCAUGAACUGCAACAAGUUGGAUAUGUUGUGAAGUGAAGAUGCUCUGAAUCCUCCAUAGGUUGCAGAAGUGGUCUUCUGUUAGAAAAGAACUCCCAAGAAUUCAUUUCUCUGUUUAUUGGUACUUAUUGUAUAAUCAAUUUAUAGUUCUCAUUCUCCCUUGAAAUUGUAAUUGCUAUACCUUGCAAAGUGUGACAAUUUUAUACUGGGAUUAUUGAAUUAACCCUUCAAUGGGUGACAUUAGGAUUCUGUCUUUGUUCCAACCAUUUCAUCAUCCCAUUUUCAAUAGAAAAUAUUUAGUCUGGCUUCUCAA